Molecule: messenger RNA, 2661 nt
Organism: Phymastichus coffea
Lineage: Eukaryota; Metazoa; Arthropoda; Insecta; Hymenoptera; Eulophidae
Product: phospholipase A(2)
Exons: 5
Coding region: 220-1122 (300 amino acids)
Biological process (GO): arachidonate secretion; phospholipid metabolic process
Source: RefSeq, a predicted model, not a curated record
AAAUGACAAAAUAAGUGUGGCAAUACUAACACAAGUGAGCAAUGUAUGUUGUACACGUCCUGCGGUAAGAAAUUCGUGACGAAAAAAGAAAAAAAGAAGACGGCGGUGAACAAAAGAAUACGAAAACUUCCAAGUUCAACGGAUCUUCGAGGCCUUUAGCGAUAUUCUUAUAAUAACACGUCUGCGGGGAAGAAGUGUCAUUUAAAAUAAAUACUGCUGAUGCGCGCAACUUGUAAAAAAGAUACGGCAGUACAUUUUGUGUUAUUUUGUCCGCGCACUUAUUCGUUCGCAACUGGUGUACAGUAUUUCGCAUAUUUUUCACAGGGCUUUUGUGACUAUUGGAUUUCAUAUAUGAACACAGAGAUGCACGUGACGCUGUUGGCACUUGCAUUGCUGGCUGCCAGCUCGCAGCUGGUGAGUUCGAGCGUUUUCGUCGCGGAUAUGGCGAUGACGCGGAUGAUCGAGCUCAACUCGGACGCACCAUUCUGCGCCCUCUACCACGAUCGCGGCACCAUACAGAACGUCGUCCUCAAUUCGGAUCCCAAAAAGGUUCGACAGAUAUCCAAUAAUCUUGUGGCCGAUCUCGAGGAGACUUGCAAACUAUCGCGCAGUAAGGGCAAGAAUCAACCGUCAGGUGGUAUAAUGUAUCCGGGAACAAAGUGGUGCGGUCCGGGCAACACGGCGAAAUCGUACGACGACUUGGGGAUACACGCUGCCGAGGACUCGUGCUGUCGCGAGCAUGACCAUUGCCCGGUAACGAUCAAUCCGCAGCAAUGCAUCCACGGAAUUUGCAACAUCUCGCCGAUCACGCGUUCCCACUGCGACUGUGACGCCAAGUUCCGCCGCUGCCUUCAGGUCAUCAACACCGAGGUCGCUAAUACCAUCGGCGCGCUUUUCUUCAAUGUAAUACAAGUCACCUGCUUCAAAGAGAGACGCCCUUGUUCCCAGUGGCAAAGUUGUCAGGUUUACGAGUGGCAGCGAUCGCAAAGGUACAUUUUGCCGAAAAUGUGGCAACCAAGAACGAUAGCAAAUAAACCAAUAAAUCUUAGAACGAUUUUCCAAUCGUUUAAUAACUGGAUUCAGCAGCUCAUCGCAAGACAAAGCCCUAGACUUCGAUAUUGACUGACUUAUUGAGAAUUGAAUGGGUACGCCGAAUCUGAAUGGGCUCGACUAUGCUCUCAAUACAAAUUUCAACCUAGUGACAAGUAUGUGCCAUUGAUGCCGCUCAAUUUGUAACCAGGCUGUGAAUUUUGGGUGGAUUUCAGCAUACAAAUUGCUAACCCUUAUCUUGAACGGCAAAUUUUAGAUUUUAUAAUUAUAUUUAUAGUCUUUAUAGUCAAUCAAGUGUCAAGUGGCGUCAAAUAGAUUUGUGAAAUCUUGUAAUAGUCAGCUUUAUGCUUUCUCUUAUAUUAGUAGAGAAACUUUAUUUGCCUUUAAUUAAACAAUGUGCACGUAUGACAAUGUAUUCCAAAUAACAAUGAAUCAUUUGCCAAUUACAAUUUUAUUGGUCACAACUAAUUGAAUAUCUCUUACGAAAGUACAAGCAUGAUAUUUCAUCAUAAUACUUAUUCGAAAGGCAUUUUAUGUAUCAUAUGAAAUAUGAAUUGGUAAAAAGAAUACGAUCUUUUACACACUCGCAGUAUAUGUAAACUUAUCGAAGAAUGUUAUAUAUAAGCGUUAUUCUUUUUGUAUCCAUGUAAGUUAAGUUUUUAUACGCAUAAAAUAAUUAUCACCCCUAAAAUAUAAUUCGAUUUCUAAAUGUGUAAUUUUUCAUGUUACAACUAUAAUUGAAUCAUAUAUAGAUACAUAAAAUACUUGCAAUGUUAAUUUUAUUAUAUUUUGUUUUCUUUUUUAAGUGACAAAAAUAUUAAAUGUAAAUCAUAUCAUUAAUUAGAUUAACAAUUACGAUAUUUAAUUGCUAAUCGUAAAUAAAAGUAAAUGUUUUAUAUAUCUUCUUACUUAUUAAUCAGUACAGAAAUUAUAUAACAGAUUUCUUGAAAUAUUAAAGUUUUUCAUUAAAUAUUUUUUGCAGCAUGAAGGCUGUGCAUAUGUUUAAGUGUGUGAUAUUAGUUUUCUUCGUAUGUAAAAACCUUAUAAUUUAAAACUUUUUGAACUAUUUUGAAUUAGCGUGGGUAGAUGGAAUAAAUAUUGAUCGAGUAAACUAUUUUUAUCACAAGCCAUUUGUUACAUAAUGAUUUUAGCAGUACAGUGCGAUUUGGAGGAAAUCAACUGGGAGUUUGGUUAGAUUGCUUUCCUGCAUUUCAACAAAAUCUGAAUAAUAAGACAGUCAAUUGGUGCAAAGCCAAUUUUCUUAGUUAGCUAUUUUUUUAUUAGUAUAGUUAAGUUGAAAAUGUUAAGCAUUAAGGUAGUUAGAAAAACUUGUCGUUUACCUGAGUUCUGAACUUUCAACAAAAUGAAAAAGACAAAAGAAUUCUUUUUAACUUAAUCAAAGUCAUUUUCUUAAUCUUUUUUUGGACUGUUUAAGUGAACCUUUUUCUCAACAGGCAGAAAAAGUUCAAUACCUUUCUAUAGAAAUAUUAUCCCUAUAAAUCUAUUCCACAGAUUUUAAAUGGUAUAUAUGUCGCUUUUUCUUCGACAAUAUAAAUUCUUAAAAACUAUAAUUUAUCGUAAUAUUUCUGUAUAAGUAUUCUGCAUUAUUUA